ACUGAAUCUGUUUCUAUGACAGUCACUGGGUGCGAACAUCGUAGGAAGAUUAGAAAACUGCCCGUACACCAGUCCCUCUUUAUCAAGGAUGCUACAGUUACUGCAGCUACGCCAGGGCGUGAUCGCGCUUCUCAUAUGGCUCGCGCACUUCAUGGAAGAGUAUAAAGUGCAGGCUGGUAACUGCUGGCUGGAGCAAGGGAAGAAUGGGAGAUGUCAGGUCCUGUACAUGUCUGGGAUGAACCGCGAAGAAUGCUGUAGAAGCGCGCAGCUGGGCAUGGCGUGGACGGAAGAGGACGUGCCCAGCAACACAUUAUUUCGAUGGUUGCUACUAAAUGGCGGCGCACCGAAUUGUAUACCAUGUAAAGAAACAUGCGAUAAUGUGGACUGUGGCGCUGGAAAGAGAUGUAAGAUGAAGAGAAACAAACCACGAUGUGUGUGCGCGCCGGACUGCUCCAACAUAACCUUUAAGGGCCAUGUCUGUGGCUCGGAUGGAAAAACAUACCGCAAUGAGUGUGCUCGCCGCAGAGCAAAGUGCAAGAGAAACCCCAACCUGGUCACCCAGUAUCAGGGCAGGUGCAAGAAAACGUGCCAUGAUGUCCGAUGCCCAGGUUCCUCCACGUGUGUGGUGGACCAGAGCAACAAUGCCUACUGCGUGAGCUGCAACCACGUGUGCCCUGAGGUCAAGUCAGUUGAGCAGCACCUGUGUGGGAAUGAUGGCAUUGUUUAUAACAGCGUGUGCCAUCUCCGGAAAGCAACGUGUAUUUUGGGAAGAUCUAUUGGGGUCGCCUACGAGGGUAAAUGCAUAGAUGCCCAAUCAUGUCAGGAUAUCCACUGUCCAGAGGGGAAGAGGUGUUUGUGGGACAUGCAGACAGGACGCGGCCGCUGCUCUGUAUGUGAGGAUGAAUGUCCAGAGAGUCGUCCUGGAGAUAGUGUGUGCGCUAGUGACAACACCACCUACCCUAGUGAGUGUGCCAUGCGUCACGCUGCCUGCUCCCUGGGGCUGGUCCUGGAGGUCAAGCACACUGGCUCCUGCAAUUGCGUAGACCACUGACCCACGUGAACCCCUGGCCCCCUCUCACUCCUACAGCACAAGGUUGACAGCCUGCCUCCUUGUGAAAACCAGAUGCGUUGCUGGAGGGAAACAAGCUUUAUCAUUUCAGCUGCUUUGUUGGAGGAAGCAAAUUUGAUAAUCAGUUGUUUUUGAAGAGACUUUUUUCCUUUCAAAGCCAUGCCAUCAGAUUCAGUGCUGUUGUCUUUCAUACCGAUGCAACAGCUACUUGUGCUCCUCCAUGUAGCCAUGUCAGAGCUGAUGGAGGAGGAAGAGGAUGAAAAUCAGGACUGCGCAGAUUAUGUUCGCAUAUCUCUGAUAAUGACUAUGUCAACCAACAUCAGUAAUAGGACUUCAAUACAGAGUCAGUAUUCAUACUGUACAUAGAUGUAAUCUUAUUUAUUUUCCAGGGAAAGAAAUGAGGAAGAUUUCAUACAGCUCUGAUUUCUGGAUGUUUAUUUAUACAUUUUUGUCCUUUUAUUUAUACAAUUAUAAUGUUUGACUCUCUUUUGUCUUGUAUAUUAUCCAAAGAAGAAAAAACAUUAUUUAUUAUAUGGUGCAAUGAGUUUAUAAAGUGUUUACUGAGUUUGUGA
Messenger RNA from Electrophorus electricus (electric eel), 1641 nucleotides. RefSeq names its product follistatin b (gene fstb). NCBI's taxonomy places the organism in Eukaryota, Metazoa, Chordata, Actinopteri, Gymnotiformes, Gymnotidae. Gene Ontology annotation, biological process: anatomical structure development. Gene Ontology annotation, molecular function: calcium ion binding; protein binding; extracellular matrix binding. The record is from RefSeq and is a predicted model, not a curated record.